AUGAUUGUUUGGGUUCAACUCCCCGAGCUGAAGAUCCAUUUUUACCACAAGGAGGUCCUAACUACCUUGGGUAAUUUGAUCGGACGCACGAUCAAACUCAAUUACCACACCCUCACCCAGCAGAGGGCAAAAUUCGCCCGACUUGCAAUGGAAGUCGACGUUUCCAGACCCCUUGUCCCAAGGAUUUGGCUUGAUGAUGACUGGCAGCCCGUCGAAUACGAGAAUCUUUCCGUCGUCUGUUUUGAGUGCGGGAAAAUUGGCCACUCUACGGCGACCUGUCCCAAGCUCUGGCCAGUCUCUGUUCAUAAAGGAGUUGACAUCGCCGUCGGUAGCAUUCAGACUCCUUCGUCGGAGGUCUCGCCGGAGGCUAACGCGGGCUUCGGUCCGUGGAUGUUAGUUUCGCGAAAAGGGCGGCGUAACCCUAGGGAGUCACCAAAUAAAGGUAAGGAGAAGGAUUUGGGGACCUCCAAUAAAGGAAAGGAGAAAGAUUCGGGGAGUCACCAGCUUGGAUCCAUGAACAAGAACGGUAAAAACACUCUAAAAAUCAGUGAGCCAGAAGUUUCCUUACCGAUGGUGGCGCUUCAGAAUCCGCCACAGCCCCAACGUUCCUCUGGUCAAGUUAGGAAAGAAAACGGAAUCAAGCAUAAUGGGGAAGGGAGAAGAAACGGCAAAGAGCAAAUCAGGGAUGAAGAUUCUUCCGCUGGAAAAGGAUUGCUGGGCCCGGGUCCUCCUCAGGGGCCCAUUUCUAAGGAAGGGCAAAAGCCCAAAGCUGACAGUUCAGUCCCGUCGACGUCUAAUGUUCAGGUGUCUUUGGCCACUACUCUGAAUAGCGGGCCAAACUGUGGCACUUCUUCUGGGUCCGGUGCUCCAGUUAGCCCACCAUCCUUAGCCUUUACUCCUUCUACGCUGGUCACCACGGGCUCGAAUGGUACUGUUAUGCAAGUGGUGCAGGUGUCUUCUUCACAAAGUGAAGGGUUGCAACGACAGCCAGAACAAAGCUCUCCGUCAACUGCGAACAGAACGAAAGGGAAGAAGAAAGGCAAGGGGCGAACAGAGAAAAGAUCGCCGGCGAAGCUUAAUCCCAUUCGCCCGCUCCAGAUAUGGUCCCCGAUAAAGGAUAAGAGAACAAAAUCGAAAGCGAGGAUGGCAUCUCUCACUCUCCAUAAAAUUAAUGCUUGGACAGAAGCAGCCCAUUCGGUCACGAAGAGUUCGUUUGUUAAAGGAUCGAGUGAUGCCCCGCACUCUGUUCCGAGCCAAGAAGCUUCGCUGGGAGACCCGCCUCUUCCGGCGGUCUAA
Molecule: messenger RNA, 1296 nt
Organism: Linum tenue
Lineage: Eukaryota; Viridiplantae; Streptophyta; Magnoliopsida; Malpighiales; Linaceae
Source: the annotation of a GenBank genome assembly